UUCGAAUCCAUAUUGACCGACCAUAUCGGGGUGGACUCCUCUGGCUCUCACCGACGAACACAAAGGUGGUGCUCCGGUCCUCCACGCUGCCAGCGGCCCACGAAUCACUUCAAUCCUACCUGUCGACGGAGCACUCUACGCGCUGGCCACUGCUCGCUUGAGCAGAACCCGCACAAACCCUUUGACGAGAGCUCAGGAGUAGCCCAACUCCAUCGAUCCACCCCUCGAUCGGAUCCCGUCUCGAAAUCAAAGAAUCGCCCGCCCUCCGCACACCUAACCACUCCAGGCCCGACUCCCGUUUCACGACGAUCGUACCCGGCUCGUCGCCGCCCGCUGCCCACCAUGUCCUUCCUCGACAAUGCAUACACCCUGGUCAAGGACAGUGCCACCGAGGGCACGCCAACCUUGGCAGAGUUGCGGACACAGCUCGAAAAGGGCACCGACGAAACCAAGGUUGAGACAAUGAAGCGCAUCCUGACCAUCAUGCUCAAUGGCGACCCUAUGCCCCAAUUGCUCAUGCACAUCAUCCGUUUCGUCAUGCCCUCCAAGUCCAAGCCCCUCAAGAAGCUGCUUUACUUUUAUUACGAAAUCUGCCCUAAGCUCGAUGCUCAGGGGAAGCUAAAGCAAGAGUUCAUCCUAGUAUGUAACGGCAUCCGUAAUGACCUCCAACAUCCGAACGAGUUUAUCAGGGGCAAUACGUUGCGCUUCCUCUGCAAACUCAGGGAACCCGAGCUCCUCGAGCCUCUCCUCUCCUCGGCCCGGUUGUGUCUCGAACACCGCCAUGCCUACGUGCGCAAGAACGCAGUCUUUGCGGUAGCUUCCAUCUACCAACACUCGCCAUCGCUGAUUCCCGACGCCCCCGAGCUCAUUGCCACGUUCCUUGAAGGAGAGAGCGACCCAACAUGUAAGAGGAACGGCUUCGCUGCCCUCUCUAGCAUUAGCCACGAGAAAGCGCUUGCCUACCUCAGCACCGUCUUCGACGGUAUUCCGAACGCUGAGGAGCUUCUGCAGCUGGUUGAGCUCGAGUUUAUCAGGAAAGAUGCCAUCCAAAACUCGCAGAACAAGGCGCGCUACCUGCGGCUCAUCUUCGACCUGCUCGAAGCGAACACGUCCACAGUGGUUUAUGAAGCAGCGUCAUCUCUCACAGCACUCACCAACAACCCCGUGGCCGUCAAAGCCGCUGCCGCCAAGUUCAUCGAACUUGCGAUCAAGGAGGCCGACAAUAACGUUAAGCUUAUUGUGCUCGACCGUGUCGACCAGCUGCGCCAGAAGAAUGAGGGCAUCCUUGACGACCUCAUCAUGGAGAUCCUGCGCGUCCUCUCAAGCACCGAUAUUGAUGUGCGCAAGAAAGCCCUGGAUAUUGCGCUGGAGAUGAUUUCGAGCAAGAACGUGGAGGAAGUGGUGCUCCUUCUCAAGAAGGAACUGUCCAAGACUGUCGACCAGGAGUACGAGAAGAAUAACGAGUACCGCCAGCUGCUCAUCCACUCCAUCCACCAGUGCGCUGUCAAAUUCUCGGAGGUCGCUGCCAGCGUGGUAGACCUGCUCAUGGACUUCAUUGCGGACUUCAACAACGCCUCGGCUGUCGACGUUAUCAAUUUUGUCAAGGAGGUGGUUGAGAAGUUCCCAUCGCUACGGCCAGCCAUUUCGCAAAGACUGGUCGAUACUCUCCGGGAAGUGAGGGCUGGCAAGGUCUACCGCGGCAUCCUGUGGAUCAUCGGCGAGUACUCGCUGGACGAAAAGGAUAUUCGGGAUGCCUGGAAGGGUAUCCGGGCCAGCCUUGGCGAAAUACCCAUUCUGGCGUCUGAGCAGAGACUGCUGGACAACAUGGACAAUGAGGAAGAGAACAAGGGCGAAGAGCAGGUCAACGGGCAUCCUAAGCCCAAUCCUGGAGGCUCCCGGAAGGUCCUCGCUGACGGGACGUAUGCCACCGAAACCGCCCUCACAAGUCAGUCCGCUGCGGCUGCGCGGCUAGAGGCUGUCAAGGCAUCGUCUAAGCCUCCACUCAGGCAGCUCAUCUUGGACGGGGAUUACUAUCUUGCGACUGUUCUUGCUGCCACGCUUACCAAGCUCGUUAUGCGCCACUCUGAGAUCUCCUCGGAAGAAGCCCGGACCAAUGCUCUGCGGGCCGAGGCCAUGCUUAUCAUGAUCUCCAUCAUCCGCGUUGGUCAGUCACAGUUUGUCAAGGCACCCAUCGACGAGGAUUCGGUGGACCGGAUCAUGAGCUGCGUGCGGUCGCUGGCCGAGUUCAAGGAGCACAAGCAGCUGGAGACGGUGUACCUCGAGGACACGAGGAAGGCCUUCCGAGCAAUGGUGCAGGUUGAGGAGAAGAAGCGCGCAGCAAAGGAGGCGUUCGAGAAGGCCAAGACCGCAGUGCAGGUCGAUGACGUGGUUGCGAUCCGUCAGCUGUCCAAGAAGAACGCGGUUGACGGGGCUGACGCCAUCGAGCUCGACUUGGAGCGGGCAACGGGCGGUGAUAGCAGUGCUUCCGAGGAUCUGUCGAGCAAGCUCAGCCGUGUUGUCCAGCUUACCGGUUUCUCAGAUCCCGUCUAUGCUGAAGCGUACGUCAAAGUUCACCAGUUCGAUAUCAUCCUGGAUGUGCUCCUCGUCAACCAAACCACCGACACACUACAAAACCUUACCGUGGAGUUUGCCACGUUGGGUGACCUCAAGGUGGUGGAGCGGCCCACGAGCCAGAACCUUGGCCCGCACGACUUCCAGAACGUACAGUGCACCAUCAAGGUGUCGUCGACCGACACGGGCGUCAUCUUUGGCAACGUCGUCUAUGAGGGUGCCCACUCGACCGAUACCAAUGUAGUCAUCCUAAACGACCUUCACGUGGACAUCAUGGAUUACAUCCAGCCGGCGACCUGCUCCGAGACGCAGUUCCGCACCAUGUGGACCGAGUUUGAGUGGGAGAACAAGGUCAACAUCAACAGCAAAGCCAAGUCGCUACGCGACUUUUUGGACCAGCUCAUGGCGUGCACCAACAUGAACUGUCUGACGCCGGAAGCGAGCAUGAAGGGCGACUGCCAAUUCCUGAGCGCGAAUCUGUAUGCCAGGAGCGUGUUCGGCGAGGACGCUUUGGCCAACCUGAGCAUCGAGAAGGAGGGCGAAGAUGGCCCGAUCACUGGUUUCCUCAGGAUACGCAGCAGGUCGCAGGGUCUGGCGCUCAGUCUCGGCUCGCUCAAAGGGCUGAACAAGAUUGGCUCCGUUGUUGCUUGAGGGGCGCGUGCGAGGGGCUAACUUGGCGACCCCAUCCUUGUUCCCCCAUCCUUGUUGUAGGUGGCCGCAGCAGUCUCACGAAACGGACCUCUCGUUGCCGUCGUUGACGCUGUUGCGGAGC
This is a messenger RNA of Thermothelomyces thermophilus ATCC 42464, 3343 nucleotides long. RefSeq lists its product as uncharacterized. Gene Ontology annotation, biological process: intra-Golgi vesicle-mediated transport; endoplasmic reticulum to Golgi vesicle-mediated transport; intracellular protein transport. Gene Ontology annotation, cellular component: cytoplasm; COPI vesicle coat. NCBI's taxonomy places the organism in Eukaryota, Fungi, Ascomycota, Sordariomycetes, Sordariales, Chaetomiaceae. The record is from RefSeq and is a predicted model, not a curated record. The transcript has 3 exons. Bases 343 to 3222 code for a protein of 959 amino acids. Gene Ontology annotation, molecular function: structural molecule activity.